AAUAUACUAACAAAUCUCCACCCUCCCCGGUUCGGAUUGGCUGCGGUUCCCGGCGGGAGGCGGGACUUCUGCUCAAACCGGUGGCGCCAAGGCCGGGGCCGGCCGCGAUGGAGGCCGUGCUGGAGCAGGUGGAGCAGCUGCCCGCGCUCCUGGCCGUCUCCCGCUCCGCGCUGGUGCGGGACUGGGACUCCCUGACCCUGGACAGGGCUCUAGAGUGGGCUCGGUAUUUCCAGCACCUCCACGACCGCUUCCGCACCCGGCCUCGGCUCCGGGAGGCCCUGGGGCGGCGGCUGCGGCGGGCCGCGGGGCGGCUGCGCUGGCUGUCCGGUGUCCUGGAGCAGCUCUCCCAGCCCCGGGCCUUCGAGGUGGCGGCGGCGGCGCUGCUGCUGCUGAGGCAGGGGAGUGGCGCUGAGCAGGCCGGAGGCGGGGGUCGGGAUGGGAACAGCCUAGACGGAAACCAGGCGAGUGGAACAGGAGAUGGAUCCGUUGCCGGGCCCCUGCUUUCCUGGCUGCUGGGGAACCUGGAGCGAUUUUCUGCCUUCUGCCUUUUCCUCCCAGGCUCCCUUCUUGCCUCCCUAGCUGGUCACUAUCCCCAGUUAAGCAGACCUUAUUUGGACCUUUUAACCAGCUGGGGAAGCCACUUGCUCUAUGACCCCUUGCAGGGACAGUGGGUUAAAAGUUGUUUUGAUGAAGCUGAAUUGUCCUGGGAUGAGCUGAGGGAGCGCUUCACCUGCCUCUGUCAGGGAUCUGCGCUACUCAAAGGGCAGACCCAGGCUGCUCUGAAACUCCUGAAGGCACAGGAGGGAGACUUUAAAGUCUGUGGCCUAAGUGUGUGGACUGACUUACUGAUGGAAGUAGAGGAAUAUCUGAGAAAAGCAGCAGAGCGCUAA
Molecule: messenger RNA, 890 nt
Organism: Aptenodytes forsteri (emperor penguin)
Lineage: Eukaryota; Metazoa; Chordata; Aves; Sphenisciformes; Spheniscidae
Gene: FANCF
Product: Fanconi anemia complementation group F
Exons: 2
Coding region: 108-890 (260 amino acids)
Biological process (GO): interstrand cross-link repair
Cellular component (GO): Fanconi anaemia nuclear complex
Source: RefSeq, a predicted model, not a curated record